CAUGUAAUGUUUUAAAGUAACAAUCUUUCACUUCAAUGACGAGGCCGAGUUAGAAGAUUGGUCGGUUGACCCUGAAGCUGUCGAAGAACGGCAGAAGGAACUGGCUGCCGGAAUGGCUUCACUAACGUUGAAUACAGAUUUGGAAAAAUCUGUUGAAGAGCGCCUGGAUAUGUUUUACAAUUUCAUAUUGGCUGAAAAGUCCGAAAGUAGCACAUUAGAUAGCAAAGUUCUCGUUGCUGAGGCCGAAAGAUUGGAUGUGAAAGAUAAAGCCGUCCUGCUGCUGUGUAGAGUUUUAUUCGACAAAAAUAUGCUACAGGAAAUCAAGCCGAACCGAGUGUUGCUGUUGCGCUUUGUCUACCGUAAUCACAAAGCGCAGCGCUAUCUUCUUGGCGGAAUCGAACAGCUGAUAUGUUCUAAUAAGGAGGCGUUGCUUGACAAGGUUCCUCAUUUACUAAAAUGCUUUUACGACGAGGACAUUUUGGAGGAAGAGGUGCUUCUGGAAUGGGGCGCAAAGUCAUCUAAGAAGUACGUGAGUAAAGAUGAUAACAAGUUGAUUCGAAGCCGAGCUGAACCGUUCCUUACUUGGCUUAAGGAGGCUGAAGAAGAAAGUGAAAAUUGCAUUUACCUCCGUAAUGCACCGGUCUUUUAUCCUAAUUGCCCACUUGUAAGGUAG
Molecule: messenger RNA, 673 nt
Organism: Soboliphyme baturini
Lineage: Eukaryota; Metazoa; Nematoda; Enoplea; Dioctophymatida; Soboliphymatidae
Source: the annotation of a GenBank genome assembly